Messenger RNA from Acanthoscelides obtectus, 348 nucleotides. Lineage: Eukaryota; Metazoa; Arthropoda; Insecta; Coleoptera; Chrysomelidae. The record is from the annotation of a GenBank genome assembly.
GCUACGCGCUGUCAGAAUAUUUAGGGUGCGCUAGCUUUUAUGUCGGUAUGUAAACAUGCAAUAACUUUGACGUUUACCAACCGUUUGAUUUGGUUAUACGUGUUUCUGAAACGUCAAUUGACUACAAUUUUAGUCAUUGAAAAUCGUCGUUCAGUUGUGUUAACGCAACGGGCAUUCCGUCGUAAAUAUCGUGGCUAACAGGCACCGUCUGACAACACUAUCCGUCGUUUGGUUUCGAAUUUUGUUGAGUACGGUACCGUGGGAGAUCGUCAAGGUAUCGCUCAUCAACGACCACAACGUUCCAAUGAACUGGUUGAGGCGGUCAGAGAAAGCGCCCAUAGCCCAAAA